GCGGGGGGCUGGGUGACCUCCUCCCGGGUGAGCCAGCGGGUGGAUAGCGCCGCCGUGAGUCCGCUGAGGGUGGAGUGCCGUGCCCUUAAUCCAGCGGUGGAGCAAGUCAUCAGGAGAACCACCACUAUUACUGUUACCCGUCCCGCGGGCCCCCCUGUGUUUCAAGAUUGACCUCCGUGACCCUGUGGUGGCCGGAACCAUGCUUGACCUGACCUGCAUGAGCGUGGGGGGUCAUCCGCCGCCCACGAUCAGAGUGUUCAAGGGGGAGGAUCAGGUGGCGACGGAGGUGGUUGUGGAGGGGGGGGUGACGGAGGCCCGGGCGGAGGUGGAGGUGACGGCGGCUGACAACAGGAAGGAGGUGUCUUGUGAUGUUACCAGCACGGCAGCCAACGCCACGCCCCACUCCACUUCGGGGACCCUGACGGUGCUGUUCCCGCCGUGGGAGGUGACGGGGGAGGUGACGCCCGGCACGGUGGAGGAGGGGCAGGUGGUGACGCUGUCCUGUGAGUCCACGGCGAGUCUGCCUCCCUCCAACAUCACCUGGACCUCCACUUCGGCCUCCCUGCACGGCGCUAUUGUCAGCACCUCCAGCGGGGCGUUUGGGGGCAUGGUAACCAGGUCUGAGCUUCACCUGAGCACCACGGCAGAGGACAAUGGACGCGCCUUUCAGUGUGAGGCUUCCAAUGGGCUGGGCGUCGAGGUGCGGCAGGAACUUAUUCUCAACGUCCUUCACGCUCCCCAGUGGAUGGUCAAGCCCCCAGAGCAACUUGAUGUGUAUGAAGGAGCAGAGUUGGUGGUGACAGCGACGGCCCUUGCCAACCCCGGCCCACUCAGGUACUGGUGGAGGCGAGGGGAAGAGACGCUCGAGGCCACACAGGGGGAGCUGCGGCUGGGUAAGGUGGGCCGCAACCUCUCUGGGAACUACUCCGUCAGCGCCUACAACCCAAGGGGCGCCGUCAACGCAUCCUUUAUACUGAAUGUGCAGUACGGACCUGAGAACCUGCAGGCGGUGGAGAGAGUGACGGUAGGGGAGGGAGGCGCUGCCACAGUGGAGUGUUCUGCAGGAGGCAACCCACGCCCCACCCUCACCUGGACGACCAGCAAUGCCUUCAACAGCACCACAGCACAAACCCUGUCCUCGGGCGUGAGUGUGGCGAGACUCGUGCUGGAGGCGGCCACGGAGCAGCACACAGGCCUCUACCUGUGCCAUGCCUCCAAUGUGGUGGCCUCCACGCCCCCUGUGUCCACCAAGGUCAUCGUGACGCAGCCACCCCGCAUGGUGGUGGAGGCAGCAGGGGCUGGAGGGUCCUGGGCGGCAGUGGGGGGCCGGGGACGUCUGGUGUGCCGAGUGAGGGCCGCCCCUGCCCCCUCUUUUUCCUGGACUACCGAGGAUGGCCUCACCCUCCAGUCAGGGCCCAAAUACGAUCUCCAUGAGCCACAGCUGGUGGAUGGCCUGGUGCUGUGGGCGUCCGUGCUGGAGGUCCUGCAGGUGGAGAAGGAAGACUAUGGCAAGUACUCAUGCUCCGCGCACAACGCCCUUGGCUCUGACUCCUCUGCCAUUGCCCUCAACCCACCCGCACGCCCUCAUCCACCCACUAACUUCACGGUUACCAACAUCACCUCCUCCAGUGUCUCCCUCUCAUGGAUUCCUAACUUCGCUGGAGGCCUCCCACGUGGCUACACCAUCAGGUACCGCGCCACAGGGACACUUGAUCACCAGACAGUGGAACUCUCAGGCGGCAACACAGCAGGCACCACACUGACGGGGCUGACGGCACGUAACUACCUGUUCAGCAUCAGGGCCACCAAUGACCAGGGCGCCUCAGAAUUCCUGAAGCCACCACUCCUUGCCACACUGCCCGUGGGGCCUGAGGGGAGUGGCGGAGCUCUGGGGAUGGGUCGGUGGCGCGUGCCUCGCCUUAUCCUGGUGGUGAUGAGUCUGACAGGUGCCUCGCUGCUGCUCCUCAACAUUGCCAUCAUUGCUUGCUUUGUGCGGCGCAGAGCCAGGACGCGCCUUGCCGCAAGUUCUGCUUCCACCACCAAGAUGGAGGUGUCACUAGAUGGCUACAGUGGAGCGAACCACAUGGCAUCUCCUCACCAUAACGCUUCCACCUCAUCCACCACCACCACUACCACCAGCCUUGUUGCUCCCACCACCAACCCUCCCCCUCCUCCUCCACCACUGCCUCAGCACCUGCUGCCCUCCACCACCAGCGCCUCCACUACACUCCUCCUCCACCACCACAACAACAAUCGUGGCAAUUUCUUCCAGCCGCAGCAUAAUGGCAACAAUCAACAGCAACAACAACAGCAGCAGCAGCAGCAGCAGCAGCAACAACAACAGCAACAACAGCAGCAACAACAACAACAACAACAACAACAGGUGGUCUUCCCACUUCCACCAGGCACCUGUCAGGUUGGGAUGGAAGUCUGUGACGGGAUGGGCGAGGUGAACAUGAACGCCUCACCCAUGCAGAACGGAGGACUGAUGAGGAGGGGCAGUAUCACCUCCUUCAAGAGUGGAGGAGUGAGGGAGAACGGAGGAGUGCCUUGCCGUGAGCGUCGAAGUAGUGGCGGAGGAGGAGGAGGAGGAGGAGGCUGUGGUGGUGGUGGUGUAGGUGGUGGGGGUAACACAGGAGCAGGAGGUGAGAGUCCCUACCACCACCAUCACCACCACCACAUGCAUCCUCACCCACACCAUCAUCACCACCACCAUCAUGACCCGGAGGUGUGUUCGCUAACCUCCAGCACCUAUGACGCCUCCCCAGGUCUUCCCACCUCCGCCUCCACCAGCAUCCUUCCCCAGCAGGAGCAGAGGAGGAGCUCAGAUGCCGGCACCCCUGGAGAUGAUCAGAUUUCUCUGGCCUCCUUCCACAGCAGUCACUCUCGCACUUAUUCCCAAGGGUACAUCCGUCCCCUGCCCCCUCCUGGCUGCCCCCACUACUCUGUGCAUCCCUGCCAGAGUCUCCCAUGCCCCCAAAGUGAGCCACAAUCCCUGCCAUCCGUGGUGCAGCAGGGGCAGUUAUACACAAGUCUCAACCCAUCAAGUCUGUACAGCCUCAGUUCGGAGUAUUAUGAAGCACGUUGUGGCCAGUCCUCCUUUGCUGCUGGCGCUGCUCCCAUGGGCUAUGCCACCCUGGGACCCAGGAGUCGUCGUGCUCCACCCUCGCAGUUCUCCACCCUUCAGCGGCCCCGUGGAGCGCGAUUACAGCCCAGGACGUGCCAGGCUGACUGCUGCGAGUAUGAGAAUGAUCCACACAGCAGUAACAGCACACAGCAGCGCCGUAGCAGCUUCCACGGCUCCCUCCGACGCUGUGACGCUCAAGAUGCACCUGAAACGCAACAGCAGCAACAGCAGCAGCAUAGCACAUCACAGCAGCCUCACCAGGAGGUUGGGGACAGUGGGUACAGCACUGCAACACAGCAGAAUCAGAAACAGCAGCCAGAGACGAGUGAAGUUGCAGGAAGAGGAAGAGUAGCAGGAAUUCUGGGGGGACCAAGAGGAGGAAGAGUAGGAGGGUACAGCAACCAGCGGUCCUCACAGCAAGACCUUUACAGCAGAGGGCAGGGCAGUCAGAUGAACAGCAGAAUAAGCUCCCGUGAUUCUAUCGUUGCUGUGCCUGCCUUCCUCAUCCCCAACAGCAGCAGCAACGGCAACAACAAGAGUAAUAACAGCACGUCAUCUCCUCCAUUGCCACCACCACCACCACCCACUACCACCAUCACCACAGCCUCCUCCACUUUCACCCCCUCUGCUGUUGUCUCCUCCACCUCACGCCCAAGGUUUCCACACGAUUAUGUUCGUCACGGAUCAACCAAAAGAGCCAAGGGAACUGUUGAUAAGAAAAAGUAGAGAUAGAGAGGAAAAAGUCACAUAUCACAAGCACCACCAUGCCUUCCCUGACCAGUAUCAAGACUUUUCUGUAUCAUACAUUCCACCCUAAUACCCUACACUACCCUGAGAUGUGUAGACAAUCCAUUGCGUGUUUAUGUUGUUCUCUGCAGGUGAAAUGAUAGAUAGAAAAACUGAAUUAGAGUCAAGUUGAAAUACAGAGGUUCAAGAGGAGAGAAAAUAGAAGACAGCGCCUUGUGGAGAAGACAAGUGAGGAUUGGUGACUGCAGCUGCAGAUGAAGAACAUUUUGCUGUGUCUCCUAGUCACUUUGGCCUUGCAAUAAAACUGUUUUCAAAGGCCACAGGAACGAUUUAGUUGGGUUUGUGGGUGUUUUUCCAUUUGGUGGAGCAGAUUUUUUCUAAAACCGUCACUAGAAUCAUGAAAACGACCUUAAAACCCUAAUAACUUCAACUAGAAUCUGUUAAAAUUAGUUGAGAUAGGAUGCCAAACAUUUGUGAAUGCAGUUCUUUAGUCCACAGUGUCCUCAGUGAUUCUUGCUUUGACUCACCAACCUCACUCAGUCUUUGAAGUAUCACACUCUCUUUAGUACACCUUCCCUCAUUAUAACCUAAGUACAACCUCCUGGCCUAGAACACAGUGGGAGAACAAGCAGCAACAGAACUGUUGGCCCUCAUGAGGGUGUUUGUGAUAACAUACACUAUCUAGUCUUAAGUAAGUGAUGUAGGAUUGUAAAAAUGAAGGCUCCUUCUCAUCCACUGCUCACUCAAACACUGAAACACCACACUAUCCUCUAGAAGUCAGUGACUCCUCUAUCCCCUACCAUGUCUACCAGUAAGACUGAAACUGUCUGAAACUCCCUGUCAGCUUCCUGAACCCAGUGACACCACGGGCCUAACACAAGUAUGGGUGGACUUGUUUGAAACACUCCCUUUAGAUAGAUGCACACGCUGCUGUUCUGUUACGAUAAUGCGCAGUGUCUGAUACCCCAUGUGCCGCCAGCCAGCGUGCGGUAUGUGAGGACCCUCGUGGUCGUGUACAGGCAGGGUCAGGGACAUUUAGGAUUCUGCCGAGAGGGUCCCCGUGGUAAGGACUAAGGUUGUGACAGGAAGGAGUCAUUCAGUCGUCCGCCAAGCCCUUCUCCAUCUUUACCAUCCGUCAGGCCGCAGCCGUGCGGUGCAGUGCGAGGGUGAGGUGAUAAUUACUUUUAAUAUAUUUGUAAUUAACACCUAAUCAUCAGGUAACAUGAAGUUAAUGAAAGAAGACAAGCCUACCCUGUGUCACCGCCCGAUCGCCAUCACCAUGCAUCCCCUCAGCUGGCGGUGGUGGGGGGAAAGACUCACGAGGCCAAAGAUACAGUCAGUGUUACAGUGUUUGUCACAGUUAGUUGGCACUCUCUUCCCGUCACGUAUCACAAACACGCGUACCCGUAUCCAGUACAGAGUUGUUAAGAUUAGGAAGAUGUAGCAUUUGUACUACCUUGCAUUCACCGUUCGUUUUUCGUGAUAUUUGUGUACCGUUGGUGUGUAUACCGUACCGGGAGUUUCCCUUUAAAAGUUUGUCCUACCUCGCGCACCUACGUGGGAAAAAAAAAAAAAUCCAUGAAAGUGCAGGAAUUUCGGUCUAUUAUAAUUACUGUUACUAUAGGGCUGUGUAACACUCGAUUUGUAGUACCUUGUCCUUUUAUAGUAUUUAGUAAUAAAUCUACCUAGUCCUAAUAAAAGAUACCCGUGAAAAA
Scylla paramamosain (green mud crab) is the source of this 5589-nucleotide messenger RNA. RefSeq names its product nephrin-like. The transcript is spliced from 18 exons. Gene Ontology annotation, molecular function: cell adhesion molecule binding. Gene Ontology annotation, biological process: cell-cell adhesion. The record is from RefSeq and is a predicted model, not a curated record. NCBI's taxonomy places the organism in Eukaryota, Metazoa, Arthropoda, Malacostraca, Decapoda, Portunidae. The coding region runs from base 200 to 3853 and encodes 1217 amino acids. Gene Ontology annotation, cellular component: cell-cell junction; plasma membrane.